AUGGACAGUGGAGUCAUGGACAGUGGAGUCAUGGGCAGUGGAGUCAUGGGCAGUAGGGGCAUGGGCAGUAGGGGUGUGGGCAGUGGGGGUGUGGGCAGUGGGGGCAUGGCUAGUGGGGGCCUGAGCAGUGGCGUCAUGGGCAGUAGGGGCAUGGGCAGUGGGGGCCUGGGCAGUGGGGGCAUGGGCAGUGGGGGUGUAGGCAAUGGGGGCCUGAGCAGUGGCGGCAUGGGCAGUGGGGGCAUGGGCAGUGGAGAUAUGGGCAGUGGGGAUAUGGACAGUGGAGGCAUGGGCAGUGAGGGCAUGGCUAGUGGGGGCCUGAGCAGUGGGGGCAUGGACAGUGGGGGCAUGGGAAGUGGAGGCCUGAGCAGUGGGGACAUGAGCAGUGGAGGCUUGGGCAGUGGGGGCUUGGGCAGUGGGGACAUGGGAAGUGAGCAGUGGAGGCAUGGGCAGUGGAGAUAUGGGCAGUGGGGAUAUGGACAGUGGAGGCAUGGGCAGUGA
This is a messenger RNA of Rattus norvegicus (Norway rat), 498 nucleotides long. NCBI's taxonomy places the organism in Eukaryota, Metazoa, Chordata, Mammalia, Rodentia, Muridae. The record is from RefSeq and is a predicted model, not a curated record.